AGACACAUGAGAAGUCAUACAGGAGAGAAACCAUUUGGCUGUUCUGAGUGCGGUGAAAGAUUUGGACAAAAAAUACAUCUAAAUACACACAUGAGAAUUCAUACAGGAGAGAAACCUUUUGGCUGUUCUGAAUGUGGUAAAACAUUUAGAGAAAAAAACAAGCUGAAAAGACACAUGAGAAGUCAUACAGGAGAAAAGCCAUUUUGGUGUUCCGAAUGUGGUAAAAGAUUUCGAGAAAAAACACACCUGAAAAAACAUAUGAGAAUUCAUACAGGAGAUAAGCCAUUUGACUGCACUGUAUGUGGCAAAGUAUUUGGAGAAAAAGGCCGUUUGAACACACACAUGAGAAUUCAUACAGGAGAGAAACCAUUUAGCUGUUCAGAGUGCGGUAAAGGAUUUGGAGAAAAAAGCCGUCUCAACACACACAUGAGAAUUCAUACAGGAGAGAAACCAUUUGGCUGUUCUGAGUGUGAUAAGAUUGGACAAAAAUAUCAUCUCAACUCACACAUGAGAAUUCAUACAGGAGUGAAACUCCUGGUCUGUUCUGAGUGUGGUAAAACAUUUGGAGAAAAAUGCCAUCUGAACAGACACAUGAGAGUUCAUGUGGGAAAGGAACCAUUUAGCUCUGAUGUACAAAUGGGACUUGACAACUCAGGCCUUUUUGAGAUGGCUACAAGAAGUGGCUUCUGGUAGUUGCAAAAGGUAGCACAGCUAUAUAUGUAGAUGAACUAGUCCGUAUAUUAAUUUAUUAAUAUCACCAGAAAUAUAUUUUGUAAGUUGCCAUGAAAUGCAUGUUUUAAUAACUGCAAGAUU
Thalassophryne amazonica is the source of this 813-nucleotide messenger RNA. Its product is annotated as gastrula zinc finger protein XlCGF49.1-like. Gene Ontology annotation, cellular component: nucleus. Lineage: Eukaryota; Metazoa; Chordata; Actinopteri; Batrachoidiformes; Batrachoididae. The record is from RefSeq and is a predicted model, not a curated record. Gene Ontology annotation, biological process: regulation of transcription by RNA polymerase II. Gene Ontology annotation, molecular function: DNA-binding transcription factor activity, RNA polymerase II-specific; RNA polymerase II cis-regulatory region sequence-specific DNA binding.